GGGCGUGUCGAGGCGCGUCUUCUUCCUGCACUCUGUUUAGAAUUAUCUCUCUAAUUAGACUACAUAGACAGCUGCACUGUAGAAUAGCAAUUGGUUUACGCUUGGAUCACUCAGAGGGCAACAUGACUUCAUACACGUGGAUUUUACUUAUUCUGGCAAGUCUUGCGGCAACAAGAGCACAAGAAUUGGACCUCUCUGAUGCCCUUUUUGAUGAUGAUGAUAAGCCUCCUGCAAAGCCAACGGUGAAACCAGCCCCACCAAAAAACUCAAAUCCAGAUUUAGAUCUGUUAGAUGCCUUCGAUUUAGAUCCGAAAAAACCUGCUGUGGUUACCCCCAAACCAGGAAAUGAUAAAAAGAAACCAUCUGGAGGUGAUCUUGAUCUCUCCGAUGCAUUUGGUCCAGAUGAGGUGACCAAAAAACCUGUCGUUCCACCCAGAGACAGAGGAACAGGUGGUGGAUCUUUUGAUGACAAAGACCUUUUUGACGUGAAUGCGGGGGGUGAAUAUGUGCCUGAUAAAGGCCGAAUUGGAGGGGGAGGAGCAGCAGACCCUGGUUAUGAUGAUCAAAGCGGUGGUGGCUCUGAACAACCUCAAGGCGGAGCCAUGGCUGCCAUUCUCAGUUCUGUGGGUGUUGCUCUGCUCGGUGCCGCCUCGAGUUACUUUGCAUAUCAGAAAAAGAAACUGUGUUUCAAAGUACAAGGAGGGGAGGAUCCAGAGAGUGGCAAAAACCGUGGUACUCAGUCUGAUCCACAAGUUCUCAGCAACCUCCUCCGUUCAUCGUAACUGCAGUUGGAUCUGCGCACUGAAAGAAUAUGCACAUUUGGCAUGGACCGUUAUGGAGAGCCUAACCCUGUGGGAAAUAUCUGUUAUAUGAAAGACUGGUUUAAGGCUAAUUUUAAAAAAAAUCUUUUUAUUUUAUUUUAUUUUUAUUGUAUUGCCUCUGACCAUUUUGUUCAAGAAUUUUUUUUUUGUUUCCUCCAUUUUUUUUUUUUUUUUUUUUUUUUUUUCUUGACUAAUUGUUCAUCUUUGAAAGAGGUAAUGUCACUAAAUGGCUUUUAGUGUUCUUUUAGUAUUUCAUGUGCCAAAGUAAGAUUCUGCACUUUAAACUGACAAAGUUUACUAUUUUUGUAGAAGUUCAGCAAGUUUCAUAAAGAACUUGCUAUUGUAAAGCACGAGCUGUCUGUAUACAGAUGAAUGCAUCAGUUGUUUUUGUUCAUUCUUACAUUACAUGCAUAAUCUGAAUUUAUAGAUGCCAAUCAGACAAAACACUGAGGAGGAGGAUGAUGAUGUAUGCUGAUGAGAAUUGAAUUGACUGGUGACAAUGUCAACUAAAAUAAAAAUAACAUGGAAUGAGUUUAAAA
This is a messenger RNA of Megalobrama amblycephala (Wuchang bream), 1360 nucleotides long. It is a transcript of the gene cd99, whose product is annotated as CD99 molecule. The transcript has 15 exons. The coding region runs from base 123 to 782 and encodes 219 amino acids. Gene Ontology annotation, biological process: homotypic cell-cell adhesion; positive regulation of neutrophil extravasation; T cell extravasation. NCBI's taxonomy places the organism in Eukaryota, Metazoa, Chordata, Actinopteri, Cypriniformes, Xenocyprididae. The record is from RefSeq and is a predicted model, not a curated record.